AUGAAAGCGCCUGUAGCCCCGACAGUCCUGAAACCAGACAAGAAAGGCCAUGUUUGUCCGCCGUCCAACGCCACGCAUCCGUCGGGUCGCUGGGAAACCUUAUUCGUAUACGCAUUCAUAUGCAAGUUUACACCCUUGAAGGCGAAGGUUGAGGGUUUGGAAUCACCUCAGGACUUCGAGGAUGCGCUGCUGUCGCCUGAAGCCACCAAUGUCAUGACUCAGAUUCUUUCGCGUUUUGUCACCAACCUGCGUCCGCAGACGCGUAAUUUGAGCACGGAUCAGAUCUCCAGCACGGUGGCCGCCGUACUGGGCGAAUAUUUCAAAACCUCGGAGAGGACUGUUUUCUGGGACGAGAGCUUGCAUGCCAAUGUGGACCCCUUCUUGAACUUACCCGGGGGAUUCUUCUCUGCGGACUGGGAUCUAAAGCUCAAGAUCCUGCGACAGCUAGUUGAGCUUCAGUUAACUCACGGCACAGAAAUCAAGGGCAUCAUCGAUAGCGCGUGGGGCGUCGUCCACAACAAGCACAAAAGAAAGGAACCGUCGUCAGCGCCACCCCUACCCGACCCCAGCGACCCUCACUCACGGGAAAACCUGCAACUGCUGCCCGUAGGCCAGGACAUCACGCGUAAACGAUAUUGGAUUGCGGACGAUUCUCCACGUGUAUGGGCAUCAACGAAUCCGUGGAAGAUCACGGCGGGGUUUGAGGUCGUAUCAUCCAGCCGAGAAGAAUACAUGGCUGCGAUUGAGAAGUUGAAACAAAUGGCGCCUCAGAGUGUGAAGAAGCGCCUCGAAGUUGCACACGCAGCUCUGGUUCUUGCUCUCGAAGAGCGGGUUGAAAAGAUCGACGCAGAGCUGGCGCGCGUGGCACGUGUCCGGAAGAAAAUUCAGCAACGUCAAAUCCUCAUGGCUCAAGCGGAGAUUCGUGAAACAAGGACACGUCGACAGACACGUCGACCUGACUACGUUUACCAGCAUGAAGACCCUGACAGUGACGUGUGUGAUGGUUCAUUUCUUCCAUUGCAGGACGAUAUGGAGGAAGACUACCAGUACAAAGAAGAACACGACGACGACGAUUAUGAUUCAGUCGUCGAAGAUGGAGGACCUAGUAAUGGUCGUCGCAAUGGGAACGGAAGGCGCCGCUCUACCCGGACCGUCACAAAUGGCUAUCGCCAAGAUGUCGAUGAUUGGUCUGACUGGCGCGGAGAGAGACGCUCGGCACGACUAGGCGCUCCUCCUGAAACACGGGGCGAGGGCCCUGCACCAAAACGUGCACGAACCCAUGACAGUAGCGCCAGCGAUGGCGGUUCGGCCGUAUCUGUGGCUGCAGAAACCCGAAACCAGCGACAGGGUGCGGCGGUGCUCAAACCGACGGAGACUGCUGUGGAUCAGGUGGGAACAAAGAAAAAAAGCAAAUACUGGUUUUACGCUGUUGAGCCAGUUCCUGGAGCCACUAUCGACCAGUCGGAGCCAGGACCUCCGACUUCAUCGAACGACGCCGAUUCCUCGAGCGGAUACGGCGAGGGCGGGAAUGGACACGUGAAGCAAAGCCCGCAAGAUAGCAGCAUUUCACUAUCCUUAGAUAUGGAUGGAUCAUGA
Molecule: messenger RNA, 1596 nt
Organism: Punctularia strigosozonata HHB-11173 SS5
Lineage: Eukaryota; Fungi; Basidiomycota; Agaricomycetes; Corticiales; Punctulariaceae
Exons: 7
Coding region: 1-1596 (531 amino acids)
Source: RefSeq, a predicted model, not a curated record